Molecule: messenger RNA, 4534 nt
Organism: Oldenlandia corymbosa var. corymbosa
Lineage: Eukaryota; Viridiplantae; Streptophyta; Magnoliopsida; Gentianales; Rubiaceae
Source: the annotation of a GenBank genome assembly
AAAACUUAUUGUUCAAAAUAAUUUGCAAAGGUUUUGAGAAGGCUUCACAAAGGCGCGGAUUGAACCGCCAAUACUCCACGCCUUCAAGCGAUCAUCAGAAUCAAAUUUGACAACAAUUCCCCGGUCCAGGGUUUAAGCAUUCCCAAAUUCUUCUUCAGGACAGAAACUCAACUCAACAAUGGAGUUUGGCAGAAGAAAGGCGGCAACUUUAGCCACCAUGAACUCCCCAGAACCAGACAAAUCACCCAAAGGCAAUAUAGACGAACCCAUCAUCCCACUCCUCAACCUCCUCAACUCCCACCCUUCCUACUUCACCACCAGCUCUUGCUCUGGCCGCAUCUCCAUCUUCUCCCACCCUGUGGACCCCGCAAACUCCAAGAAGAAGGCCAAAGGUGGGUCCUGGCUCUUCAUCUCCCAUGACUACCCAGUGGAACCCACCUCAGUCCCCCCCCUGCUCUUUCCCUCUAAUCCUACCAACAGCUACAACGCCAACGAGCUGGUGUUCAAAUUUGAGCCUUUGAUCAUUGCUGUGGAGUGCAGAGAUGUUCAGGCUGCCAGUUCAUUGGUUUCUUUGGCUAUUUCAUGUGGGUUCAGGGAGAGUGGGAUUACUAGUGUGAGUAAGAAAAGGGUUAUUAUUGCAAUAAGGUGUUCUAUUAGAAUGGAGGUGCCUUUGGGGAAUACUCAGAAAGUAAUGGUGUCGCCUGAGUAUUUGGACUACUUAAUUCGGGUUGCUAAUGAUAAGAUGGAAGCUAAUAAGAAAAGAACUGAUCUUUUGUUUGAGGCAUUGGUGAGGAAUGGAUAUGGAAAGGUAGCCAAUGGAAUUGGGGAAGGGAAUGGUGAACUCGUGUGUGGCGAUGAAGACGAUUCAGAGUGUCUUGAUGGUGAAAAAAUGGAGUCUUUGGGAGAUUGUUUAAGUUCUGAUGACGAAAGGAAAGAUCUUGAUGACAGCCAAUUGGGUAAUCAGUGGUUUUCGAUCUAUGUUUUUCUUGGUUCUAUUUCUAUGGAUUUCAUUAAGGAAAGUUACAUCUGUACUUUUCUAAAAGAGUUUGUUUCACAUUAUUGUUGCUGUAUAUUUAGGUGAGGUAAUAGGUUUCAUUUAUGUGAUGAUUUGCAUGCUAACAUGGGGUUGUGAAUGGAAUGUGACUUUAAAAGAAAGAACACUUAAUGAAAGAUUGGAUUGGGAGGUAUGCAGGGGUUCUUGGUAGUUUCUCUCUGUAUUGACUAUUUGUUUUAUGACGAAGCAUGAUGCAACAUAUGAUCCACAUUCGGAAGGCCUCACAUUUUGGGAUAAAAGGCCAAUUGUUGCUGUCGUUGUUUGUCAUAUUUUGCUGUUUUCAGGCUACAUUGUUUGCUGUUCUUUUGGUGCCCCGAAGCAUUUCCUGAAGUAAAACUGCCAGAAUGUUCUCAAACUAUGAUCAAAAUGAGACUAUUGAUGGGUACAUGGGCUUGUGAAUAUGGGAUACACUUAUGUUCCAUAAUAUUGAAUAUGCCUUCCUACAAUUGUAUACAGUCUAAAUUUGCUUGAUUUGUGCCACCUUCUUUGUUCCAUUUGUAAACAAGCUACAAAUUUGUACACCCAAAAAAUGUCAUACUCAGUGACAUUCUAUUAUAUGUCUGUUUGCAGGAUGCUCUGCCUUAACUUGAGUAGAAUCUGAAUAUUUGAAUGGUUGACAGGAUCAUCAAAACUUCUCGACUUAAAGCUAUCUAUGUCACAUAUCAACAUCAAUGGCCAACCAGUGGAGAGGCUUUUCCUGUGGGGACACUCUUCCUGUGCUAUAAGUUAUGAUAAUUGUAUGAAGGUACUCAUAUUUGGUGGUUUUGGCGGCAUUGGAAGGCAUGCACGAAGGAGUGAUUUGUUGCUACUUGAUCCCAUUGGUGGCGAGGCUAAAGCAAUCAAUGUUUCACAGUCCCCAUGUCCCCGUAUUGGUCACUCAUCCACCGCUCUGGGGGAUUCUAUUUAUGUAGUUGGAGGCAGGGCUGACCCAUUAACUAUCUUGGGUGAUGUAUGGAAAUUCAAAAUUGGAGCAAACGAAUGGAGUCUGGUUCAAUGUUCUGGGAGUCAGUUCAGUCCAAGGCAUCGGCAUGCUGCAGCUGCAAUAGGUUCAAAGAUAUACGUGUUUGGUGGAGUCGAUAAUGGUGUAAUAUUAUCAUCCCUUCAUGUCCUUGACACCCAAACACUGCAGUGGGAUGCAAUACCAAUCCAAGGGGAGUGGCCAUCUCCACGUCAUUCUCAUUCAAUGGUAGCGCACAGGGAUAAUUUGUACAUGUUUGGUGGAUGUGACGGAGAGAAAGCUCUUGGAGACCUUUAUGCUUUUAAUGUUCAAGCAUGCAAAUGGAAGAAGGUGAAUGUGGCUGGAAGAGAACCAACUGCAAGAUUCUCACAUUCAAUGUUUGUUUAUAACAAUUAUCUUGGCAUUAUUGGGGGAUGUCCGGUUAGUAAACAUCAUAAGGAAUUGUCCCUUCUUGACCUGAACUCUUCUGUUUGGACGCAUUUUAUGAUAAACUCUACCGGCAGUGACCUUUUUGUUCGAAGUACUGCCAGCAUAAUAGGUCAUGAGUUAGUAAUGAUUGGUGGUGGGGCAUCUUGUUAUGCUUUUGGAACGAAGUUUAGUGAACCAACAAAAAUUAACUUGCUUCCUGUUAAGUCUCUUGCUGAUACUGUUUCACAUGUGAAAAAUACGGAAGAAUGUAUCAAAGGUCAGAAACCAGAAUCCGCAGACAAAAGCAGGCUGAUGAGAAGUGGAAUUGUUAACCCUACUGAAGUUUCUGAUGAUAACAUAGGACAUGAACGGGUUCCUUCAUAUUGUGUUCUUCGACUUGAAAGGAAAUACGCAAAAUUUGGGAAGGACAUACUGAAGAAAUUUGGAUGGUUGGAUCUUACGAGAAAGGUUUGCUCAGAGGAAGAGGGGAAGUAUAUUUACUUCCCAAUUCUCAAGAACUUUUGCACUCUAUUCAAGGAUACCAUGACUGGGGAACUGGCCGAUAUUCUUGCUGCACAACCAAUUGGUCCCGAGAGCCUUUUAGUAAAAGAUAUAUCUGAAACUGCUGCGUUGGACACUUUAAGGGCAUGUGGUGCAACAAAACUGGAGGAUAAGGUUAUUAAGGUGAAAAGAGCUCCGGUAUCUCCUUUACAAGCAAUGAAGGAAGCUGUGGCAUCAUUGGUGGGGAACAAUGGUCUACCACUCCAUCUCUUAGAGGAGCUGCCUUCGAGAUGGCAGCGACUAGGGGAUAUUGCUCUGCUUCCUGUGACAUCAUUCAAAGAUCCUGCUUGGGACGUGGUAGCGAAAGAUCUUUGGCCUGUUGUUGCACAGUCGAUUGGUGCUAGUCGUCUUGCUCGACAAGGUCCAAUAGCAUCUACCGGAACAAGGGACAGUACUCUGGAGAUACUUGUUGGAGAUAACGGAUGGGUUGAACAUCGUGAAAAUGGAAUUCUAUACUCCUUUGAUGCAACCAAAUGCAUGUUUUCAUGGGGAAAUCUCUCGGAGAAGCUCAGGAUGGCUAAUCUCAACUGCAAAGAUGAGAUUAUUGUGGAUUUGUUUGCUGGAAUCGGUUAUUUUACCUUGCCCUUUCUUACAAGGGCUGGUGCCAAACUAGUAUAUGCGUGUGAGUGGAAUCCCCAUGCCUUAGAAGCACUCCGUCGUAAUCUUUCUGUUAAUGAGGUCGGAGAUCGAUGUGUCGUACUCGAAGGAGAUAAUCGUGUCACAGCACCUAAAGGAGUUGCUCAUCGAGUCUGCCUCGGUCUGCUGCCAACAAGUGAGGCCAGCUGGCUCACUGCUGUUAGAGCAUUAAGAAGUGAUGGUGGGGUAAUGCACAUCCAUGCGAACGUGAAGGACACAGAAGAAUCUUCCUGGAUGGAACACGUCUCACGAUCAAUCCGAGACAUUGCCACAUCAGAAGGUUAUUCUUGGGAAGUAUCGGUAAUACAUGUCGAAAGAGUGAAAUGGUAUGCCCCUCAUAUCCGGCAUCUUGUUGCUGACGUGCAAUGCAGGAGGAAACUCUAAUAUUAUGCUAUCAAACAGCACCAUUUGUAUUAUCAAAAUUGACAUUAGUCCUAGUUAGACGGGAAUGGGGUGAGGCCUCAGGGAGAUGCAAAAGACGACGGGGUAUAAGCCAUGAUGUGCUGCUGCAUUUUUUUUCACUCAGAGCAGCUAUCCGAUUGGGUGGGUUGGGGGGGGGUUUGGGGGGGGGAGCCUGGAGAUGGUUGGAAGUGGAAGUGGAAAUUAUGUACCAAGCAGGGUAGAACUAGAUAAUAUCGACUCAGAGCCCUAUAGAGUUACUAGCUCAUUAUGUAUGGGGUCAAUUUUGUUGUAUGAGUUUCAGCCUGUUAAUAGAAUUAGUUAAAUAUAAAAGUGAGGUUUAUUUCUGUCUCAAUAUUGUCCCAUGGAAAAAUAUAUAGUUGUAUUUGGUUGAAUAGAUCAAAAGGAUUCUUAUACAUAAUGUUUAGUUUUUGUCAAAUUGGUGGUCAGAGGUCUCGAUACUUGAGUUGACAAACAGUUGUAUACAUCAAAUUGGUGGUCAGAUUUUUCUAAUAUAG